AUGUCGGCUGGAGCUGGAGAUGGUGUUGGGCUGCACGAAGUCGAGGCGCUCUCUCUGUCUGGCCAGCCCCUGACGAUCCGCGCCUCGGCCAUCGCCGACCUGGCCAAGAAUCUCCGCGGGUCGAUCCUCACGCCGCGAUGCUCUGGUUACGAUGAAGCUCGCCGCGUCUGGAACGCGAUGAUCGACCGGUACCCCGCGCUGAUCGCCCGCUGCACCGGCACCGCUGAUGUCGUCACUGCGGUCAACUUCGCGAGGCACGAGGGGAUCCUGACGUGCGUUCGGUCGGGCGGUCACAGCCAGAGCGGCAGCUGCAUGCUCGAUGGUGCCUUUGUCGUGGACUUGAUGGCGAUGAGGGCCGUGAGGGUGGAUCCCGUUGCCCGCGCGGUGUGGGCGCAGCCCGGCGCCACGCUUGGGGACAUUGACCACGAAACGACCGCGUUUGAUCUGGCGGUGCCGGCUGGGCGGCAAUCGACCACGGGGAUCGGCGGACUGGCGCUGAAUGGUGGAAUGGGGUAUCUGAGCAGGUCGUGCGGCCUGACCGUGGACAACCUGCGAUCCGCCGACGUGGUUUUGGCUGACGGGUCGUUCGUGAGGGCGAGCCAGGACUCGAAUGCCGACUUGUUCUGGGCGGUGCGCGGCGCGGGCGGCAAUUACGGCGUCGUCACUUCCUUUGAGUUCGACGCCCACCCGGUCAAAGACAUCUUCGGCGGGAUCAUAACUUUUCCCCGCCAAGACGGCGCCGAUCUCUGCCGCCUCUUUCGCCGCGUGAUGGCAGACGCGCCGGACGAAUUGGACAUGUCGUUCGGGCUGAUGGCCCUUCCGGACGGCACGCCGGUGUCGGCGGUGCUGGCGUGCUACCGCGGGCCAAGGGAGGAUGCGGAGGCGCUGCUGCGGCCGGUGAGGGAGUGGCGGAGGCCCCUGGCGGACCACAUGGGAGUCAAGAGCUUCCGGGAGGUGCAGGCGCUGUUCGACGACCUGGGGUGGGGCAAGCCGACGUACUGGAAGUCCAGCAUGGCGGAGGAGAUCGCUGACGGCGCCAUCGACGUGCUGGUCGCCCAGGCGGAAAAAAUGGAGUCUCCCAUGUCUAUCGUGCUCAUCGAAUGCAGCGGAGGGGCUGUGGCGCGAGUAGAAGAGACGGCCACGCCUUAUCCUCACAGAAGCGCCCGGUACUCGCUGGUGGCCUCUGCCAGAUGGGAAAGGUCGGAGCCGGAGGAGGACGCGCGCCAUGUGGGUUGGGCCAAGGAGACCCACGCCCUGCUGCAACCGCACGCGCAGAAGAGGGUGUACCUGGGAUUCGUGAGCGACGACGGGGGCGACAGGCUGCGCGAGACGUACGGGUGCAACUACGACAGGCUGGUGGAGAUAAAGGCGAAGUACGACCCUGCCAACAUGUUUCGCAACGCGGCCAACAUCAAGCCCAAGGCGUAG
Molecule: messenger RNA, 1428 nt
Organism: Ostreobium quekettii
Lineage: Eukaryota; Viridiplantae; Chlorophyta; Ulvophyceae; Bryopsidales; Ostreobiaceae
Source: the annotation of a GenBank genome assembly